AUGGAGAGGACGAGCGAGCUGGGAAUUGCAUCUCGUCGUGGACGUAGAAGAAGGAUUCCGAGGCCGAUUACAAGGGAAUUCUCUGCCGCAGCCUCCAGAACUUCCUCCCACCACCCUGGAGGUGCACCCAAUCCGCCGCCGCCGGGAAAAGGCGGUUCCAGUGCCAAAAUUUUCCUCGGGAGCGCUGCUGUUGGUGCUGGGUUUGUGGCAGCUUACAAAACCGGGUAUCUAGACCCAAUUUUCGGUGCGAAAGAGAAGAGUGAUUCGGUUAAGGAUGCCGCCAUUGGUUUCGAGGAUCACAAACAUGUAGGAGAAGAAAAACAUGAUGAAGAAAGAGCUGGCAUUGCUGAGGAGAAGGUGGAAACGCAGUCGGAUGUUCCCAAUGUUGAGGGUUUGAGUGGAAUUAAUGGCGAAAACCCGCAGUCUUAGGUGGCUGAUGGUAAUAAACCGGAGAGUGACAUCACAA
Malus domestica (apple) is the source of this 466-nucleotide messenger RNA. NCBI's taxonomy places the organism in Eukaryota, Viridiplantae, Streptophyta, Magnoliopsida, Rosales, Rosaceae. The record is from RefSeq and is a predicted model, not a curated record.